Messenger RNA from Adineta ricciae, 2010 nucleotides. The record is from the annotation of a GenBank genome assembly. NCBI's taxonomy places the organism in Eukaryota, Metazoa, Rotifera, Eurotatoria, Adinetida, Adinetidae.
AUGCUUGUGGACGUUCCAUCAACAGCCCGAAAGUCAACUCUACAAUCGAAACGAGCAUCGACAGUAUCCGAACCACUAUUAGUAGCAGGUGAAACUUACGGGAAAGAUUAUUCACCAGGCACUGGUGAAACGUCGUCGAAUGAAACUAUUAUUCGGUAUACAUCAUGGCGAUGGAUGGUCGUUUUUGGCUCAUUUGGCGCACAUUUCGUUGCUGAUGGUGUUCUGUUUUCGUUCGGUAUUCUCAUGCAUAUGAUCAAGGAAGAUCUCAAAAUUGAAUUACAUACAGUUGGCAUCAUUGCUUCGUUAUUUGUUAGUCUACCGUUAUUUCUAGCACCAAUAUCUAGCGCGCUAGUGAAUCGAAUGGGUUGUCGAUGUGUAACUAUGUUGGGUGGAUUUUUAUGCUCACUAGGUUUGCUUAUUGCUUCACUGCUGGGAAACUAUGUCGGGGCUUUAAUUGGUAUUGGCUUCGUUUGUGGAACGGGUUUGUCAUUUGUUUAUGUGCCAGCUGUCGUUAUUGUUGCACAUUACUUUGAUGAGAAUCGCGCUAUUGCUACGGCCAUUGCUGUUGGCGGAACGGGCUUAGGAAAUGCGGUUGUUGCACAAUUUAUUCAUAUCAUCAAUGAUUACUAUAGCGACUGGCGAGAGACGACAUUGUUAUUAUCAGGUGUACUGUUCACGAUUGUAGGUUUCGGUGCACUUUUUCGUCCGGUAGAAUUUUCAUUUGAACACACGAACACUCCGAGUUAUGAAAAGAAGAUCAAUGAUCAUCGUUUGCCACCAUCAUGUAUGACAUCGAUCGAAAAAUUACAACGUUUCAUUGUCGAAAUGGAUAAACAAUGUGCAUCACGUCAAGCACAUCAAUCAGUUAGUAUAUCAACGUCAAAUUAUGAAGCCCCCAAUGGCGAACUGUAUGAUUCGUACUCGGCCGAUGAUAUACAGGAACUUGAAGAUGAAUUUGAUGAAAAUUUUCAAGUGACAGUACCAUUAUCAAAAUUUCGAAAUCUAGUAAGAAGUCAAACGACUGGAGAUAAGCCCACUACCGGAAUCAGUUCUUCAACAAAUCGUCUCUCUCGCUUCUAUUCACUUCCUCCUGAAGAACAAGAUAAACAACUACUAGAAGUUUAUUAUCAACCAAUUAGUCAAAAAGAUAUAUUCUACCGUGGAGAUGUUCCACUUAAAUCAUCUUCUCUCGCUCAAGUAAGCUGUCCGAAUUUAAUUCAAUCAUAUGUGUUCGAAGAGUCAGUUACAACAAUAUCCGACGGUGAUACGAACUCCAAUCAUAGCCAGCAUCAUCGAAAAGUACUUUUUCGCAAAGGACUAUCCUUUUGCCAUACACUACGUCGAAUGUUAGGUUUACAAUUAUUUCACGAUUAUCGUUAUGUGAUCUUUUUCGCUUCACAAUUUUUGUUCUAUUUAUUCUAUGAUUUAAUCUAUAUUUUCCCUGUCGACUAUGGUGAAAAAGUUAUUGGCUAUUCGAAAAAGCAGAUGACUAUGUUAGUGACAAUCCUUGGCUUUGGACAGUUUUUCGGCCAACUAUUCUAUGGGCUUUUAGCAAAUUAUUCGAAAAUUGAUGCAAUGAUACUCUACAAUAUCGGCGCGAUGCUCUGUGGACUCGCUAGUUUUCUUAUUCCAUUCAUUGCACAUUCAUAUGUAACGUUGAUGAUGAUUAUAUUACUCUUUGGACUUUCAAUAUCGGCUAACUAUGCAUUGACAUCAAUUAUUCUGGCCAAUAUGUGUGGUCUAGAAUUACUAACAUCAGCGUACGGUCUAAUUUUACUUGGCCAAGGUGUAUCGUCCUUAUCGGGACCAGUUGUUGGAAGUUGGAUUGCUGAGCGUUAUGGAUAUAAAACUUCACUGAUCAUUGCUGGUAUAUUCAUGGGUGCAUCAGGCUUUGUCACAUUCUUGAUACCAUUGAUUCGACGAUUCCACCAUAGAAAAGCAGAAAUGAGUCGAGAGCAAACAAUUCAAACGAAUGUCUCGACAGCGCGGUCAGAUAGUCUCGAGUGUUAA